Plasmodium adleri (nom. inval.) is the source of this 3660-nucleotide messenger RNA. Its product is annotated as conserved Plasmodium protein, unknown function. The transcript has 4 exons. The record is from RefSeq and is a predicted model, not a curated record. NCBI's taxonomy places the organism in Eukaryota, Apicomplexa, Aconoidasida, Haemosporida, Plasmodiidae. Gene Ontology annotation, molecular function: RNA binding. Bases 1 to 3660 code for a protein of 1219 amino acids.
AUGUGGGGAUUGAUAAGAAGCGCUUCAAAAAAUAUAAACAAUGAAGAUACAAAUAACGAUGAAACUAUAGAUUAUGAUGAGGAGGGAGAAGAUGAAAGAAAAAAUGAAACGAAUAAUAUGAAUGGUAAUAAUAAUGUAGAUGAAAAUAAAUGUGAAGAUUCUUUAAAGGAUGAAAUAGAUAAUAUUGUGGAUAAAAAAAAUGAUAAAGAUGAUAUGCAAAAUAUGGAAUGUAAAUUAUUAAAUCCAGAUGAAAUUAACGAAAAAAUUGAAGAAGUUUUAAAUAAUUUAUCUUCAGAUGAAGAAGAAGAAGGAGAAGUUGUUGAAGAUGAAAUACCUUAUGAACGUGUUAAAGAAAAGAAUAAAGAAAAUAAAGAAAUAAUUUUAUUAAAUAUAUAUUUAGAAUUAUCAAAUGAUCAUUUGGAAAUGUUAUUAAAAAUAUUUGGAACUGUUGAAAAAAUAUAUAUGGAUGAUAAUGAAGGUGUUCAUGCUAUAUAUACAUCUUUAUCUAGUGCAAAAAAAGCAAAAGAAUUUUUAGAUAAUUUAAAAAUAAAAAAUAGAAGAAUGCAAGUUAUAUAUGGUAAUUAUAAAAAGACUUCUAAUAUUAAUGAUAUGGAAAAUAAAAGGAAAACAAAUAUAUAUAAUAUGAAUAAUGAAUAUAUAGAAGAUAAUAUAAAUAAUGAUGAUAUAAAUAUUAUAAAUAAUAAACAAGAAUUAUAUAGUAAAAAUUAUAAUGAUAAUUCAAAUAUUAUAUAUGAUCAUUUAGGUAAUCCAAUAAAGAAAAGUGUUGUCUUAUAUAAAAAUAAAAAAUAUUAUAUGAAUAAUAUGACAAAUAAUAAUAAUAAAUCACCUUUAUAUAAAAAUAAUCAUAUGAAAGGAAAAAAUGUUCUACUAAAAAAUAAUAUGUUUGAUUCUUCUUUACCAGUGCAUUUAAAUAAUGAUUAUAUGAUAACAUCAGAUGGAUAUAAUAAUAUAGCUGAUAUAAAUAUAGCAAAUAAUAAUGGUCAGCAAGAUAUAUCUGAUCAUUUUCAUCAUAGUAAUCAUUUUUCACAUGUACCUCCCCCCCCUCCUCCAACAAAUAUAUACAACAAUAAUAAUAAUAAUAAUAAUAAUAAUAUGGAUGAAUAUAAUGAUAACUAUAGUGACGACGAAAAUAAUAUGAAUAAUAUUAAUAAUAUUAAUAAUAAUAAUAAUAAUAAUAAUAAGUAUAAUAUUUCUUAUAAUAAUAGUCGUGCAUAUACAAAUAAUUCUCCUUAUAGAGGGAACAAUAAUAUCAUGAAAAACGAAAAAAAUAACUACAACAAAUUAGUAAAUAAUAAAUAUAUAAAUGUAUCAACUGAUAAUAUAGGAAAUAAUCUUAUAUCAUCAAAAUAUAAUAAUAAUAUUGGAACUUUUGGUAGUAGUAAUUAUAAUUUUUCUUAUCAAAAAAAUAAUUUAUAUUCACAGAAUUAUAUUAAUAAUGAUAAUUAUAGUAAAGGAUUAUAUUCAAAACAUAUCCCCCCCCCUCCAAUUAAUGAUAAUAAUAAUUUCACAGGCUUAUCUAUAUCCAAUAUGAAAAACAAAAAAGAAAAUAUGAAUUAUAUAAAUACUCAUAAUGAAAAUGAUAACAAAGAUAAUUCACUUUAUAAUAUAAAUGAAUUUAUUCAAAUAAAUGAUAAUAAUCCUUUCAAUAUUCAUAGUGAACAUAUAAUGAAUGAUAAUUACUUAUGGGUUACUAGAAAAGAAGAAACAGUAUUAAAAUGGUCAACUACUUUAUCUAUAGAAGAAAAUCAUUUAGAUUUUUUACAAUCAUUUAAUAUAUAUAAAUUGUAUAAUAGAUAUUUGUUAAUAACUAAUAUUCCUAUAAAUUUAAGAGAUACGCAUAAAUUAAAGGAUUAUAUAAAUAAUCUGCUAUCAACUGAUAAAAUAUAUAAUGCAUGUGUCGAUGUUGUCUUUUUUGAUACUGUCAAAAAUGAUCAUCAAACGUUAUUCAACCAUGACGCAUUUAAUAAGGAUGCUCAACAUCUACAUCAUUUACAAGAACAAAAAGAAGAUCAUAUGAACAGUGAGAUAAAUAUAAAAGAAGAGGGAAGCACAUAUGAGGAGAAUAAAACGAAUGAUCAUAAAACGAAUGAUAAUAAUGAAAAACAAGACGAAUUAAAAGAAAAGGAAAUAACACAAAAAAGUGGGAGAAGAAAAAGUCAACAAGAAAAGGUAAAGGCAGCUCCUCAAAAAAUAAGAAAAAAGAGAGGACGUGCUAAAACGAAAAAGGAAGAACAAGAAGGGGAAGAGGUAGAUGAAGAAGAAAAGGAAGAAGAAAAUGAAGGAGAAAAGGAAGAAGAAAAGGAAGGAGAAAAGGAAGAAGAAAAGGAAGAAGAAAAAGAAGGAGAAAAAGAAGGAGAAAAAGAAGGAGAACUGAAUGAUGAUAGUGGUAUAAAUGAAAUAAAUCAUCCUAAUAAUGAUGAGAAUAAAAAUGUGUAUGCACAUUUAACCUUCAGAACUAUAAAAAACCUAACAGAGGCAAAAAAAAUUUUAGAAGAAAACAAUUUUUUAGUUACAUUUACAUCACCACAUAAACCUAACAACUGUUUAUGGGUAGGAAAUAUUUUAAAAAAUUAUUUUUUCAAUACAGCAAAUAUCUUAAAAACAAUGUUUAGUUUUUUUGGAGAAAUCAGAAAUAUUAAAUAUGUAAAUGAUAAGAAUUGUUUUUUUUUACAAUAUAAAACUAUAGAAUCUGCAAUAAAUGCUAGAAAUCAUAUGUUUGGCAUACAAAUAUCUAAAAAUACAAUUUUAAAUAUUGAUUUUUCAAUAUUAAAUGAAUGGGAUAAUAAACAAAAAAUAAAUUUGUCAAAGAAAAGAUUCUUAGAUACUAAUGAAAUACAAGAUAAAUUAGAAAAAAAAUAUCAUAGAAGAAAUAAUUCUUAUGCUGAUUCAAAAACUAUGUCAUUAUUAAAAAGAAAUCAUCACAAAAAAGGAUAUACAACAAAUAGUAAUAGUUAUUAUAAUAAUAAAUAUGAUGAUCAUAACUCAAAAAAAAAAGUUCAUAAAGAUUCAAAUUAUCUAAUUGAUAAAAAAAAUAAUCAUAAUAGAAAAAGUAAAUCAUAUAAAAGUUCUCAUCAUGAUAAAAGUGAUAGUCAAAGAAUUCUAAAAAGAAAAGCAGAUGAUUAUGAACAUUAUAGAGAUAGUAAAAAAAAUAAAAGAGAUUAUUUAAAUGAACAUAAACAUGAUUAUAAUGAUGAUAAUAUGUUUAAUGAUCACAAUAAUAGUAUCCAUUCUGAUAUACAACAUGAUAAUAGUGUAGAUGAGAAAAAAGAAAAAAUAAUUGCUUUUUAUGUAAAUCAAAAAUAUAAGUGUGAUUUUAUAGCAAACUUUUAUGAGGGAGAUCCAAAACUUAAAAUAUAUUCCAAAUUAAAUGUGGAAACAAAGAGUGACAUUAAAAAUUUGAAACAAAUAAAAAGUACCUGUACCAAUUAUUCCAUAUGGCAAUUAGGGCCAACAUCGAGCCAGACUAAGAAAUUUACUCAUAUCUGUGAACAUUUUUGUAAGAAGAAAAACAUACCAGUUAUAAUAAAUAAGGAAUAUACAAUAUUCAUUGUUCCAAUAAAAGAGGAAUAUUUAAAAGAUUUGCAAAUCGAAAAUAUGGAAUAUAUGUAUGCCUACGUUCUGGAGACAAAAAAAUCUUAA